AUGACACAGUUGUUUGAAAGCGAUUUCCGGAACACAAAUCCAAAGUGUUUCUAUGAAAUGAGAAACGCUAAAGAAGAAAAACAUUUCCGCAAGAGAGUGGAUUCAGCGAUGAUCAAACAUAAUUAUCUAGCUGUGAUGUUUUCGAUUUUCUGUCUUACAACAACAGAGGCUCCCAAACCUGAGGCUACCACAGCUGACACUUCAACUGAUGGUACACCAACAACUGCUGCCACAAUAGAUGUUACCACAACUGAACCUACCACUGCUGAGAGUACCACACCUGAGGUUACCACAACAGAGGCUUCCACACCUGAGGCUACUACAACUGAGGUUACCACAAUUGAGUCUACCACAUCAGAGGCUACCACAGCUGAAACUUCAACUGAUGGUACACCAACAACUGCUGCCAUAAUAGAUGUUACCACAACUGAACCUACCAUACCUGCGUCUACCACUCCUGAGACUACCACACCUGAGGUUACCACAACAGAGGCUUCCACACCUGAGGCUACUACAACUGAUGUUACCACAAUUGAGCCUACCACAUCUGAGGCUACCACAGCUGACACUUCAACUGAUGGUACACCAACAACUGCUUCCACAAUAUAUGUUACCACAACUGAACUUACCACACCUGCGACUACCACUUCUGAGAGUACCACACCUGAGGCUGCUACAACAGAGGCUACCAAACCUGAGGCUAAAACAAUUGAAACUACCACAACUGAGGAAACAACAACUGAGGCUACAACAAGUGAGGCUACAACACCUGAGACUAUCACAAUUAAGUCUACCACAUUUGAGGCUACCACAAGUAAGGCUACCACAUCAGAGGCUACCACAGCUGAAACUUCAACUGAUGGUACAUCAACAACUGCUGCCACAAUAGAUGUUACCACAACUGAACCUACCACACCUGCGACUACCACUGCUGAGAGUACCACAAUUGAGUCUACCACAUCUGAGGCUACCACAGCUGAAACUUCAACUGAACCUACCACUGCUGAGAGUACCACACCUGAGGCUACAACAACUGAGGCAACAACAACUGAGGCAACAACAAGUGAGUCUAUCACAACUGAAACAACAAUAACUGAGGCUACAACAACUGAGGCUACAACAACUGAGGCAACAACAACUGAGGCAACAACAAGUGAGGUUACAACAACUGAGGCUACAACAAGUGAUGCUACAACAGGUGAGUAUAUAACAUCUGAGGCUAUAACAACUGAGGUUACAACAAGUGAGGCUACAAUAAGUGAGUCUAUCACAACUGAGGCAACUAUAAGUGAGGUAACAACAACUGAGGCAACAACAAGUGAGGCUACAACAACUGACGCCACAACAGCUGAGGCUACAACAACUACAACAAGUGAGGCUACAACAAGUGAGGCUACAAGAACAGAAGCUACAACAACUGAGGCUACCACAACUGAGGCAACAACAAGUGAGGCUAUCAUAACUGAGGCUAUCACAACUGAGGCUACAACAACUCAUCCAACAACAACUCAGGCAACAACAACUGAGUCUACAACAACUGAGGCUACAACAAGCUAUCACAACACAACAAAUGAGGCAACAAUAUCUGAGGCCAAAACAACUGAGGCUACAACAAGCGAUGUUAUCACAAUUGCGGCAAUAACAACUGAGGCUACAACAAGUGAGGGUAGAAGUGAGACUACAACAACUGAGUCUACAACAAGUAAGGCUAUCACAACUGAGGCAACAACAACUGAGGCUACAACAAGUGAGGCUAUCACAACUGAGGCUAUCACAACUGAGGCUACAACAAGUGAGUUUACAACAAGUGAGUCUAUCACAACUGAGGCUAUAACAACUGAGGCUACAACAAGUGAGGCUACAACAAGUGAGUCUAUAACAACUGAGUCUAUCACAACUGAGGCUACAACAAGAGAGGCUACAACAACUGAGGCAACAACAAGUGAGGCAACAACAACUCAUCCAACAACAACUCAGGCAACAACAAGUGAGUCUAUCACAACUGAGGCUAUAACAACUGAGGCUACAACAAGUGAGGCUACAACAAAAGAGUCUAUCACAACUGAGGCUACAACAACUGAGGCUACAACAAGUGAGUCUACAACAAGUAAGGCUAUCACAUCUCAGCCUACAACAAGUGAUGCUACAAAGGCUACAACAACUCAGUCAACAACAAGUGAGACUACAACAAGUGAGGCUACAACAACUGAGGCUACAACAACUGAGGCAACAACAAGUGAGGUUACAACAAGUGAGUCCAUCACAACUGAGGCUACAACAACUCAGGCAUCAACAAGUGAGGCUAUCACAACUGAGGCAACAUCAACUGAGGCAACAACAAGUGAGAUUACAACAAGUGAGGCUACAACAAGUGAAUAUAUCACAACUGAGGCUAUAACAACUGAGGCUACAACAAGUGAGGCUACAACAAUUGAGUCUAUAACAAGUGAGUCUAUCACAACUGAGGCUACAACAAGUGAGGCUACAAUAAGUGAGUCUAUCACAGCUGAGGCAACAACAAGAGAGGCUACAACAACUGAGGCAACAACAAGUGAGGCAACAACAAGUGAGGUUACAACAACUGAGGCAACAACAAGUGAGGCUACAACAAUUGAGGCAACAACAACUCAGGCAACAACAACUGAGUCUACAACAACUGAGGCUACAACAAGUGAAGCUACAAUAACUGAGGCUACAACAACUGGAGCUACAGCAACUGAGGCUACAACAACAAGUGAGGCAACAACUCAGGCAACAACAAGUGAGGCUACAACAACUGAGGCUACAGCAAGUGAGGCUACAGCAACUGAGGCUACAACAACUGAGGCUACAUCAAGUAAGGCUACAACUGAGGCUACAACAACUGAGGCAACAACAACUGAGGCAACAACAAGUGAGGUUACAACAACUGAGGCAACAACAAGUGAGGCUACAACAAUUGAGGCAACAACAACUCAGGCAACAACAACUGAGGCAACUACUGAGGCUACAAUAACUGAGGCAACAACAAGUGAGGCUACAACAGGCUACAACAAGGCUACAACAACUGAGGCAUCAACAAGUGAGGCUAUCACAACAACAACUGAGUCUACAACAAGUAAGGAUACAACAACUGAGGCAACAACAAGUGAGGCUACACCACCUGAGGCAACAACAACUGACGCCACAACAACUGAGGCUACAACAAGUGAGAGUAUCACACCUGAGGCUAUAACAACUGAAACUACAACAACUGAUUUUACCACAACUGAAUCUGCAAGUGAUGGUACAUCAACAACUGUUACUACAAUAGAUGCUAUCACUCCUGAGACUACCACAACUGCGGAUGCUCCAACAACUGGUACGCCAACAACUGGUGCUCUAACAACUGAUGCUCCAACAACUGGUGCUCCAACAACGGACACCGUCACGGAAACAACAGGCACCAUCAAACGCUUUUGUAAUACUGAUGGCGAUUGGGAUGAUCCGGAUAUGAAUGACUGUAUGAGAAAGGCAUUUAAUGACACAUUAAAUGCACUCAAUAAGACCAAUUUAACUGCAACUGAAAUCGAAUCUUCUGUUAACAACGCUGUACACAAUAUCAACGAAGUCAUUUCCAAUGAUACUGAACCACAGAUGACUACUGGAGAACUGAAACAAACGACUGCCAUCUUAGAUCUCAUCACCAUUCUUGUCAAGAAUAACAGUGGUGUCAAUGUUACAAAUGAAACUACACAGAAUUUUUUCGGUAUCCUUGAUCACAUUCUGUCAGUCGAUUACAGCGAAAAAUGGGCGAAAGUAGAAAUUGACGGCAAAAAAGGAACAGGCGUUUCCAAGCUCAUGCUGACCGUAGAAAUAUUUGGUGCAGCCUUAGGUCAACGCUUGAACGACACAAGUCUUAUAAGAAUUGAUACAAUGGAAAAUAUAGUCAUUGAAAUUGGCAGAGUAAGCAACACCGGAAUACGUUUCUCUGCUGAUGAUUCUUCAAAUGACGGAAGUGCAGGAAAACUUAACAUUGAUUUAUCGUUAGAAGAGUUCAGUAAACAGAGUAACCAAACAUUUGUAGCAGCGGUGUAUAGAACAAUAGCAAAAGCUUUGGCUAACAGCAGCACAGAGGAAAUUUUCUCUCAGGUUUUGUCACUUUCUGUGCCUGAUAUAAAUACCUCUGUUCUGACAGAUCCGGUCAAAUUAACCUUUAAUACCAUUGAGGUAAAUAUCAUUGUCCUCGGCAUUGUUGUUAAGAUUGUGUAUUCGUCCAAGCAGAUACAGACAAAAUCAGAAAAGAAGGCAACUAUGGCCGGCAUACGGAGUAUGUCCAUACUACUUCCGGUUCUUGGUAUCACGUGGUUAUUUGGCACUUUGUCAGUUUAUGAUAACCUCAUGGUGUUUCAGUACUUGUUUGCCUUGACCAUCUCGCUUCAGGUUCGAGAAGCUCUUGUGCUGGUAAAGGAAAAAGUGGAAUUAUCAAAGAUGCAACUGUUCAAGUCAGAAAAUAAUGUGAUGAAAUCGUGGAAAGGUCACCAAGACGGUAACAGAGAUGAUUUUGAAAUCACAACUGAAACAGAUUUCAAACUCCCUCGCCCAAAUUUAUCUUUUGAGGGUGAUGGUGGUGGUUGUGAUGACUAUGUUGAAGAAAACUUUGAUGCAGCAGGCCGUGGGUCAGAAUGA
Messenger RNA from Ylistrum balloti, 4647 nucleotides. RefSeq names its product mucin-22-like. Gene Ontology annotation, molecular function: G protein-coupled receptor activity. The coding region runs from base 1 to 4647 and encodes 1548 amino acids. Gene Ontology annotation, biological process: G protein-coupled receptor signaling pathway. The record is from RefSeq and is a predicted model, not a curated record. Gene Ontology annotation, cellular component: membrane. The transcript has 24 exons. NCBI's taxonomy places the organism in Eukaryota, Metazoa, Mollusca, Bivalvia, Pectinida, Pectinidae.